Molecule: messenger RNA, 2651 nt
Organism: Vanrija pseudolonga
Lineage: Eukaryota; Fungi; Basidiomycota; Tremellomycetes; Trichosporonales; Trichosporonaceae
Exons: 2
Coding region: 164-2425 (753 amino acids)
Molecular function (GO): protein binding
Source: RefSeq, a predicted model, not a curated record
CACUCACCUCACCCUUCUCCAUCCUCUCCACCAGCUGCUGGUCAGCACCCACCUCAUCCUCAACAGAGCUCCCCGAGGCCCCAAAGACACUUGCACCCCCCACCUCUUGACGAGGAUACUCUCUCUACCCUCUCUCCCUGUUCACCUCUACCUCCUCGCCACCAUGCUCUUCCUCCUCCUCUCCUCCCUUCCCUCCGUGCAGGCCACGGCUGCUGGACGCUGGGGCCACCAGGCUGUGUUCGUCCCCUCCCAGAACUCGAUCUACGUCGUCGGCGGCGAGGUCGCGGGAACUGGCACUCAGAUCACCAAUGAUGUGCUCGUCCUCCCUCUCAACUCGUCAUCGCCGUCCUGGAACUUGGGACCCAACACCGGCCUCCCCGCCCAUGCGUUUGCGUCGAUGGCCCUGUCGCGUGACGGUUCCAACCUUGUCGUGACGGGCGGUGUCACUUCGUCCUGCGGCAACGACGCCACCACCCACUCCCUUUCUCUUGGCGCUUCGGCUUGGACCUCAGCCUCUCCCUCGAGCUUCAUCCGCCGCCGUGGCACUGGUGCCUUCAGCGUCGACGACGGCUCGGCCCAGGGCGAGGUUGUCGUUGUCGGUGGCAUUGUUGAUAACACUGUGUGCUCGUCUUCCACCGCCGCCUACACUGCCUCGGAUGUCCUCAAGGUCCCCAUGUCGUCCUCGGCCCCCGUCUCGAGCCAGAAGCUCCCCUCGGGCCUCACUGGCUCGUCGCUCGCUGUCUCGGACUUUGCCCUCGCUCAAGCCAACAGCACCGUCUACCUCGCUGGCGGUCGCGCUGCCGACGGAUCCUUCGUCACCCUCGACACCAUCGGUGUUUGGACUGCUUCGGGAGGCUGGACCUCGCAGAAGGUUUCGGGUUCCAUCCCCGUUGGCCGCGUCGGUGCUUCGCUUGUUGCCCACCCCAAGCAGCCCUACCUCGUCCUCUACGGUGGUUCCGAGGCCAACACCAACGGCAUGACUUACGCUCCCUCGACCAUGCUGGCCGUGCUCGACACGAAGAGCUGGCAGUGGUCGCAGCCGUCCGCCAUCCAGGCAGCCCCUAGCAAUGCGGUUUCGUACCACUCGUCGGUCAUGACUCCGCAGGGUGUCAUGGUCACCGCCUUCGGCCUCGGUCCCCAGGGCACUCCCGUGACCAGUAGCAACUUCCUCGACAUGCGCGACUCGUCUGUCAACAACUGGAAGUGGGAGUCUUCGUGGUCCAAGGAGAUGCUGCAGCCCGUCGCCUCGCACAAGAGCAGCAACAAGAAGACUGUUACUGCGGCUGUCGUCCCCACCGUCAUCCUGCUCGCGAUCAUCAUCCCUCUUGUGGUCUACUUCUCCCGCCGCUACAUUCGCAACGCCCGCAAGCGCCGUCACGCGAACCACUUCUCGUUCGAGGCCCAGGAGGACAACGGCGACUUCUCACGCCCUGUUGCUUCUCGGGAUGUUUACCCCUUCGGCAACUACAAUGACAAGGACGAGGGCUUCCUCUCCAACGUCAAGUCGAAGGUCACUGGUCUCUUCCGCCGCAACUCGGCCCGCUCUGGCCGCCCUCACGGCAUUGGUGACGACGGAACCAUUACGGAGCGGGAGAUGUCCCCUAUCAACCCUGACCAGCUCAAUGAGAAGGGUAACUGGGAGGAAGUCGACUUUGGACUUGGCCGUAUCGACGAGGAGCGCCGUGAGGCCACCUACACCGACCUGCCCCAGCGUCGCAAGACGCCUCGCGCCUCGCUUCCCAACCGCAACAGCUUCAGCUCUGAGGGCGAGCACGUCGUCGGCUCGGUUCCCUUCCCAAUGCCGAUUGCCUCGACUUACAGCUACGCCGACGAUCUCGAGAGCGCCCCUACCGGCCAGCUCAUCGACAUUGACUCGAGCCCUCGCGUCGGCAGCCCCAAGGGUGACGGCCAGGUGCUUCUGAUGUCUCCCACGAUCGAGGAGCCUAAGAGCACUCUUGCCGCCGCUGGUGCAGACGCGGCCGACUGGAACAUGCUUGAGAAGUCUCUGACCGAGAAGCCCGCCUUCCGUUCCAUCAGCCCCACUGCCACCCUCCGCUCGCACGCCCACCAGUCUCCCUUUGACGACUCGCACGCCGUCCCCGUCUCUCCUGUCAUGUCCCAGUCGUCUGAGGCCUCAACCGCUCCCAGCAUUCCUCCUCUCGACUUCAACUCGUCGCCCAUGAUGUCCAAGCAGGCUUCGCUUUCCACUGCUGCCAAGCGUGUGUCGGCUCCGACUAUGCGCUCCGUUUCCGGUGGCUCCCCUGCCGUCCGCACCCUUGCCGGUGGCAACCGCGUCGUUUCGCAGGGCGAGUCGAAGGACCUUUCGUCCAAGCACGUUCGUCGCUCGUCGAUGAACGCUCUGGGUCUCCAGAACCACAACCGCCUGUCCAAGCUGCGCGUGGUCAACCCCAGUGACGAAGAGUAAAGAGAACGAGAAAGCGGCUAGACGAUUACAGUUUGUCAUACAUAAACCCCCCUCAUCCUUAGUGACUUGCCCGCUCGCUGGUCGAACGGGUAGAACCCUCCCCCAUGCCCCCCCUUGUCCGCUCUCCGAUAGGUAUAGUAUCAAUUUUCUGCGAAAAGUCGACUAUAAGUAUUGUGUUUGAGAGAACUGCGGAUAAGGACAAUAUGCAUAGCUCUGUUGCCACACG